CACUCAUAGAUGAUUUUACACAGUUUGUGGUAAUAAGGAAGAAAAAAAAGGACUUUGCUCACGAACACUUCCCAUUGUGUGAAGGUCUUGUGAUGCAGCAGAACCAUUUCUGGCUGUUGCAGGGAACAGACACAGACCGACUCCCGUAAGUGACAAUGGAGUGGAAGAGUGACCUGACGCUCACACAGACGAUGAAGAACAUUCCUUCAUCGUGCGAGAAGUCAGAGUGGACGGAUGCUGGACUGCAGGACAAAACUAAAUCCGUGUCCCAGUUAGUGGCCAGGUAUCAAACCACAGUGAAAGUAAGCAGCACACUGACUGAAGUCACUUCCAGAAACAGUGCAGCAGAAAAGACAAAGCAAGCAUCAAAUAAGGUGACACCUUCUCCCCUGCAAAGUACAGAGGAUAGUCUGGAGUAUCUGAUUAAGAGAAAUGAAGAGCGGGAGCAGGAGCGGGUUCGAGCAACACCAAGUCUGACCCGCAGUAAAUCGAUGGGAAGCCUUCCUAACAGCAGCGGGUCCAUAGAGGCCCUUAAGGCUUUAUUCGAGUCAAAGGCAACGGCAGAGAACAAAGUAAAGAGCAGUGUCAGAGCUGCAAAUGUCAUGCCAGGAUACACGGGAGACAUGCCAAAGAUGAAUGGAAAGGUUGAGGCAAUGCAGCCUGCUGCAGAGGUGCAGAAAAAAAACACUGAAAAUUUUGCUAGAAGGGAUGCAAAAGAAGAUCACGUGACUCGAAAGGAGGUGAAUCAGAUCCAGCUGAAGAGGAGAAAAACAAUAGGGGGUAUUGAUUUUGAAACAAUUUCAGCAUCUGAAGCUGAUGAAAAGAGGAGGUCACUUGCAGACUUCAGAGAAAGCUCUUUCAUCAACACCAAGGACAAUCUCUCUGUCUCAGUCAAGGCAAUUUCUGCUCUCUAUCUGUCAAAUCUGGGAACUCAGGAGUCGGCACAGAAUCUUUCCAAACCGGAACAACAUCAGCCACGUGAAUCUGUAAAAAAAGUGAAACAAACCAAGUUCCAACCAACCUGUAAGGAGAUGUGCUCGGCCUGUCUGAAGCCAGUUUAUCAGAUGGAAAAAAUCACAGCAGACAAGUACUUUUUUCACAAAACCUGUUUCUGCUGUAAAAAGUGCAAGAAGAAAUUAAGCAUGUACAAUUACACGCCUUUAAAUGGCGAAUUCUACUGCAUAUUUCACUACCAACAACUGUUCAAAGAAAAGGGGAAUUACGAUGAGGGCUUUGGACACGUUCAGCACAAGCACCGAUGGCUUUUGAAGAAUAACACGGAUAUGACCAAUGAUGAAUCUGAGGCGUAAAUAAACGUGAGUACCAACAGAUAAUGAGAUGGUGACUGUGGCAGCAAAGAAAAUCCUUAUAAAGCUGUGUUUGAGGGACCAAGCCACAAUCAACACCAACCCUUUACAAUGUGUUUUUGUAAUGGCUGAGAGUGAAUGUCAGUCAGCUUAAUAAAAAAAAAAAAGUCUUUAUAAUUUCAGAAGAAGGUACUUUAUCUAAAUGGUGACAUGUGUAAUAAUCUUUUCUUCAUUUCACUCUUAUUACAAUACAGUUUACUUUUGUUGGUUUACAAUUACAGGAACAUAUUAAUGUCCCAAUUUUACUUUAAUUUGGAUGCAUUUUAAAUGGAUAAAUAGUGAUUGUCAAUUUAAUUUGAAACAAACAGAAAGGAAUCGGAAAUCAACAUAAUUAGUCAGGUUAUGUGUGGUACAAAAAUUUGAUUAUGUGUUUGUAAGAAAAAUGAAGAUCACAUUUGUACAAAGCACAAAAAUUUACCAAAUAAAUCCAAACUCUCAAGUU
This is a messenger RNA of Cololabis saira (Pacific saury), 1809 nucleotides long. RefSeq names its product LIM domain and actin-binding protein 1. Gene Ontology annotation, molecular function: actin filament binding. Bases 156 to 1310 code for a protein of 384 amino acids. NCBI's taxonomy places the organism in Eukaryota, Metazoa, Chordata, Actinopteri, Beloniformes, Belonidae. Gene Ontology annotation, cellular component: plasma membrane; actin cytoskeleton. The transcript is spliced from 10 exons. Gene Ontology annotation, biological process: actin filament bundle assembly. The record is from RefSeq and is a predicted model, not a curated record.